Messenger RNA from Annulohypoxylon maeteangense, 1893 nucleotides. Its product is annotated as proline-specific permease. Bases 128 to 1777 code for a protein of 549 amino acids. The record is from RefSeq and is a predicted model, not a curated record. Gene Ontology annotation, molecular function: amino acid transmembrane transporter activity. The transcript has 2 exons. Gene Ontology annotation, cellular component: membrane. NCBI's taxonomy places the organism in Eukaryota, Fungi, Ascomycota, Sordariomycetes, Xylariales, Hypoxylaceae. Gene Ontology annotation, biological process: amino acid transmembrane transport.
CAAAGAUGUACAAUACAGCGUGCGGAGUAAAGCAGCAUACCUUAUGUACCUAGGUAGGUAGUCAUCAUGGAUUCAACUCCCAGGGCGACUUAUUUGCUGUGAGGCACAUGUCGCAAAAGUCGCAACCAUGGAGGACAUCGAAACGGCGCAAAGGGAUGAGAAGAAGGCAAAAAUCGCCAACAAUCAGGAGGAUGUAAUCGCAGACUUAAAAGCUGAGCAAGACUCGCGAAAUAUUGGUACGCUCGAUCGCAAGCUCAAGUCCCGGCAUGUCCAAUUCAUGGCGCUGUCGGGCGCCAUAGGGACCGGGCUUUUCGUUGGCAGUGGGCAGGUUUUAUCGCUUGCAGGCCCGCUGUCCGCGUUUCUGGCGUACCUAAUAACGGCCUUUAACGUCUACUGCGUGGUGCACAGUCUCGGCGAGAUGGCGACCUAUCUCCCCUUGCCGGGUGCUGUACCCGUGUACGCUUCCCGAUACGUCGACGAGGCGUUGGGGUUUGUACUCGGCUGGAAUUAUUGGUAUCAGCUCGCCAUCGGAUGUCCUAUCGAAGUUACGGCUUCGGUUGUAGUCGUGGAUUAUUGGCAGAAUGAUAUACCUAAAGCUGCUUUGACCACGGUCUUUUUUCUGGCGAUGGUUAUAAUUAAUUGUUUCCCCGUGCGCAUAUAUGGAGAGGCAGAGUUCGCCUUCGGGGCUAUUAAACUUACGACGAUCGUCGGGUUGAUUCUUUUGAUGUUCAUCACUACACUCGGCGGAACUCCUAGUGGUGAGAGGAUUGGAUUUAGGUACUGGAAUAAUCCUGGGCCUAUGAACGAGUACUUGGAAACUGGAUCUCUCGGGCGAUUUCUUGCCUUCUGGAAAGUCUUCAUCCAGGCCACGUUCUCGUACGGCGGUUCGGAGAUGGUCGUCAUCGCUAGUGGUGAGACCGAGAACCCGAGACGCAAUAUCCCCAAGGCGAUUCGAAGGGUAUUUUGGAGAAUAGCCCUUUUUUACGUACUCGCUAUCUUCCUUGUCACUUUAUGUGUGUCGUCGCAGGAUCCCCGUCUCCUAGACGCCAUUAAUAGCUCAGCACCCGGCGCUGCGGCAUCGCCUUUCGUCAUCGCCAUUGAGAAUGGUGGCGUUAAAGUCCUUCCUUCGAUCAUCAACGCCGUCAUUCUUACUUCCGCGUGGUCCGCUGGAAAUUCAUUCUUCUACUCUUCGACGCGCGUCUUAUAUGCCUCGGCUUUGGAUGGGAAAGCGCCCAAGUUCCUGACGUACGAGAAAUGGGGCGUCCCGUACGCCUGCGUUGGUGCAACUACAGCGAUCAGCUUAUUAUGCUACAUGAACGUGAAUAACCAAGGCGCAGAUGUGUUCUUCUGGUUCUCAAAUAUAUCGGCCGUCUCCACGUUGAUAGUCUGGUCGUCCAUUUGCGUUACCUAUCUGCGAUUUUAUUACGGUCUUCGCCAUAACGGAAUCUCGCGCGAUACAUUACCAUAUAAAUCACCUCUACAGCCAUUCCUCGCGUACUUCGCCAUUUGCUUCUGUCUUAUUGUUGCCUUCUUCAACGGCUACGAUGCUUUCUUCCCCGGGAAAUUCAGCGCGAAGACUUUCGUGCCGCCUUACAUCGAUAUGCCGAUCUUUGCAGGUCUAUUCUUGGGGUAUAAGCUUGUCAAACGAACGAAAUUUGUUAAGCUUAGCGACAUGGACUUAUGGAGUGGAAAGGUGGAGAUCGACCGCUUGGAAGGCACGUGGCCAGAGGUGAAGCCUAGGAAUUUCUUGGAGAGAGUUUGGUUCUGGAUUGCAUGAUAUAAUUAUUGUUGAUGGAGUAAACGACUGUUAGAGUUGUGCUUAUGACCCAACUCUCAAGUAUCAAACGCUACGUGGUAUAAGUAUGCGUGCGAUGCAUUGUAAAUAUAUUACAC